Molecule: messenger RNA, 1512 nt
Organism: Tetrahymena thermophila SB210
Lineage: Eukaryota; Ciliophora; Oligohymenophorea; Hymenostomatida; Tetrahymenidae
Product: transmembrane protein
Exons: 4
Source: RefSeq, a predicted model, not a curated record
AUGGCUUACAAAUUGAUUAGAUAGUCACAAUUAAAUAGUUUUUUCAAAUACAAAGUGUUGAUUAAGGUGCUAAUAGACAAAUAUAACUUAGAAAAUGGCUUGUAUUACCUCUAAACAGAUUAAGUUUUUAUAUCAAACUCUUAAUUCAUCAAUAAUACUUAUUCAAUUAUAUCUGAAAACUAAGCAACUUUGUUAAUUUCAUCAAGCUAUGUUUAAUUUUCUUAUAUCUCUUCUAAAAACAACUCUGCAAAUAUAUAGAUAAUAAAGUCUUAGUAUGUUAAUAUUGAUAAUGGUAAUUUUUUUAACAAUACAAGUGUAAAUGGAGGUGCAAUAUAUUUCUAUCUAAUUAGCCAAGCAGUUAUUAUCAAAUUGAGCUAUUUUAUAAAAAACUAAGCUGAAGCUAGUGGUGGUGGAUUGUAUUUUCUUCAAGAAUAAGGAAAUAUUACAAUAGAUAGUUCUAAUUUAAUUAGCCAAAACGUUGCUUGCAUAGGAGGUGGAAUAAGACUUUAUUCUUCAAAUGUAAGCAAUAUCUAAUAAAUGAUAGAUAAAGUAAUAUUUUUAAAAAACAAUGCUUAUAUCUAUGGAAAUAACUUUGCCACUUUUGCUUAAGGGAUUACAGUUUCUAGCCCAGCUUUGAAAAGUGAAUACUAAAGAUUUUAAGAUUUGAGUAAUUAACUAUAAAAUUCUUAUUCAGGUUAAUUAAAUGUUGACAAUUUUAAAAGUGGCGAUACAGGAGUAUUUGAAGUUGCUUUUUAUGAUUAAGAUGAUAGAUAAAUUACUUUUGAUGCAUAAAAAGUAAAUUAAAAAAUAUAUCAUUAAAGUAUAGUAGAGGAGAUUAAAAGCUUUUCCAUUUAAUUUGUAAGCAAUAAUCUAACUUACAUCACAAUUAACGGAGAAAAUUUUGUAAAUUAUAAUAAAUUCAACUCAACAACGAAUACAUUUUAUUUAGAUAACUUUAACAUUCUCUCUGUUCCAAUGUCAACCUAAUUUUUAUAAAUAAAUUAUUAAAUAAAACCAUCUUUAGUAAAUGAAGUUCUAUAACCUAAUCCACUUCCAAUUUUAGCAUAAAUUUAUUUUAGAAAUUGUGAAAUAGGAGAAAUUAUUAAGUCUUUUACUGAAAUCAUAUCAACAUGCUCUUAUUGCUCAAAAGGUACUUACUCAUUAUAAGAACCACAAUCUAAAGAUUUGUAGUGCUUAAAAUGCCCAGAUUCUGCCAUAGACUGUGAAGGUAAUAGCAUAACUAUAAAGAAUGGUUAUUGGAGAGAAAAUAAAUAAACUGAUCAAAUAAUUUAUUGUAUAAAUAAUCCAGAUUUAUGUAGAGAAGAUCCUAAAAUUUCUUAAGAGUGCAUAGAAGGUUAUGUUGGUCCUCUAUGUGAAACGUGUGAUAAUCUAGGUCAAGUUUGGAUUGGAAAAAGAUAUACAAAAAUAUUUGAUAAGCAAUAUUAAUGCAGCGAAUGUAGUCAGGUGAAGGUUUAUAAUAAAAUUAAAACUACUUCCCAUAUCAAACAGUGA